Panicum virgatum (switchgrass) is the source of this 3300-nucleotide messenger RNA. RefSeq names its product probable transcriptional regulator SLK2. Lineage: Eukaryota; Viridiplantae; Streptophyta; Magnoliopsida; Poales; Poaceae. The transcript is spliced from 10 exons. The record is from RefSeq and is a predicted model, not a curated record. Bases 208 to 2931 code for a protein of 907 amino acids. Gene Ontology annotation, biological process: negative regulation of transcription by RNA polymerase II; positive regulation of transcription by RNA polymerase II. Gene Ontology annotation, cellular component: transcription regulator complex; nucleus.
GGGGACGGCCGCACACCAACACAACACACCACCGUCGGAAGAGGAGGGGGAGAGAGAAGUCAGCAGCGGCGGGACGGGAGGGAGCAGCACGGGCGCGGGGCGGGAGCGGGAGCAGAAGCAGCAGCGAGGUUCUGGCUAAAUAUUUUAAGGUUUUUAUUAGCAAUUCCAGUUACGUGCCUUGCCUUUUUUACGUGAUUCUACAAAGCGAUGAACGGAGCCCAUCCCUGGACCUCUGUGUCUGGGAGUGCAUGCUCUAACCUUGGACUUGUUGCCAGGGAGAUGAAUGGUAGUGUUUCAAUUAGUACUACAAAUUCAUCUGGGCCAAGCAUUGGAGUUAGCUCUUUGGUGACUGACACCAACUCGUCACUUUCUGGAGGUGCCCAGUUACAGCCAAGUAAUAGCAUGAAUUGUGAUUCAUUCAUGCGUGUUCCUGCCUCCCCGAUGUCAUUUUCAUCCAAUAACACCUCUGGCUCUUCAGUCAUUGAUGGUUCCAUCAUGCAGCAAAGUUCACCCCAAGAGCAGGUCCAGAAACGGAGGACUUCAAGUGUAUCAUCACUAGCUGUGAUUGAUGCUGGUGGUGCAUUGCAUGCUCAGAAGAAAUCAAGGAUUGAUGCUAGCCAGGGUGAUAUCAUGCAACAACAGCUGAUUCAGCAGCUGGUCCAUGGUCAGAAUUCUCUUCAUUUCCAAGGGCAACAGAACCCACAGCUUCAAGCUUUGAUCCAGCAGAAUAAACUGGCCCUGCUUCAGCAGCAGCAGCAGCAGCAGCAGCAGCAGCAGCAGCAUCUAUUGCAACCAUUUUCCCAGAUACAACAACCCCAAGUUGGUAUUCCUCGACAGCCUCAACUUAGGCCACCACUGGCACAGCCUGGAAUGCAGUUAGGUGGUCCUGUUAGGACUCCUGUUGAGAAUGGAAUUUGUUCUCGCAGGAUAAAACAGUAUUUAUUUCACAAGCGUCAGCACCCAGAGAAUAACUCUAUAACAUACUGGAGGAAGCUUGUUGAGGAGUACUUUGCACCGCGAUCAAGAGAAAGAUGGUGUGUCUCUUCUUAUGAAAAUAGAGGGAAUUCCUCAGCAGCUGCUCCACAGAAAGCUCUGGAUUCAUGGCGAUGUGACAUUUGCAAUACACAUGGAGGAAAAGGAUAUGAUGCUACUUAUGAAGUACUUCCUAGGCUCUUCCAAAUUAGAUUUGACCACGGUGUUAUCGAUGAAUGCCUAUUCUUUGAUUCGCCCAAUGAAUUCCGGUUGUCUAAUGGACAAAUGGUGCUGGAGUAUGCAAAAGUUGUUCAAAAAAGUGUUUAUGAACAUCUACAUGUUAUACAUGAGGGGCAUCUGAGAAUCAUUUUCACACCAGAACUGAAGAUAAUGUCCUGGGAAUUCUGUUCACGAAGCCAUGAAGAGUAUACCACACGCAAGACUAUAGCACCGCAGGUUAAUAAUCUGCUGCAAGUUGCCCAGAACUACCAAACUGCUGUCAGUGAAAGUGGACCAGCUGGGAUAUCAAACAAUGACGCACAAACCAUUUGCAACAUGUUUGUCGCUGCAUCACGACAAUUAGCAAAAAAUCUAGAGCAUCACACCUUAAAUGAACAUGGGCUUUCCAAAAGAUAUGUACGCUGCCUGCAGAUAUCUGAGGUGGUGAAUCACAUGAAGGACUUGAUUGAGUUCAGCCACAAGAACAAUCUUGGUCCUAAAGAGAGCCUGAAUAUUUAUUCUAAAACUAUUGCAAAGUUUCAGAAUAUGCCAAGACAGCUCAUGACUGCUGCUAGCCUUGCCAAUAACCAGAGCAACACCAAAGUAAUUGGGAUCCAGCAAGAGACAAGUGCUCCUGUGAACAACCAGACUCCUAGUGUUGGAGCCAUUGGCAAUAACACUCUACAGACUGCCACAACGCUAAACAGUUAUCAGAACCUACUCAGAAGCUCCAGCGCAAAUCAGAUUUUGCUUCAGCAUGAGGCAUCGAGCAUCUUCAAAGGCUCAGCAGGAACGCACAACGGGAUACAGCUGGAAGCGGUCAGAUCCUUCCAUGGACCUGGCCAGGCGCAGCUUGCGCAAUUCCAACACCCUGCAUCAUUUCAGCAGCCUACACCGCAGCAAAACAAUCUCCAUGGCUUUGGUGCUAGCCCACAAUACCAGCAACAUGUGUUUAAUCAAUUACUUCAGGAAGUUAAGAAGAAUAAUAACUGUGCUUUUGCACAGCAACCACCUCCAGAUGCACCUAGUGCAAGCAGUGGUCUCACAUCAGGAGCUGCUACCCCCAAUGUUGCUGCUUCUGGGGAGCAGGCGCUUGGUGCUAACCCACAAUACCAGCAGCAUGUGCUUAAUCAAUUACUUCAGGAAGUUAAGAAGAAUAACAACCGUGCUUUUGCACAGCAACCACCUCCAGACGCACCUAGUGCAAGCAGUGGUCUCGCAUCAGGAGCUGCUACCCCCAAUGUUGCUGCUUCUGGGGAGCAGGUGCUUGGUGCUAGCCCACAAUACCAGCAGCAUGUGCUUAAUCAAUUACUUCAGGAAGUUAAGAAGAAUAACAAUCGUGCUUUUGCACAGCAACCACUUCCAGAUGCACCUAGUGCAAGCAGUGGUCUCACAUCAGGAGCUGCUACGCCCAAUGUUGCUGCUUCUCGGGAGCAGGUGCAGCACAUCAAUAAUCAUAACAGUAACCACAACAGUGCAGUAAAGGGUGCUCCUCCAGCUGGUACUGGGCCUAGUUAUGUGAUCAACAAUAACACAGCCAGCAUUGCCCCUAGCAGAAACAACAGUUUCAAGUCAGCGAGCAGUAAUCCACGUGCUUCUGCUACUGGAGGAAACGCUGUGAAUCAAAAGGUUGAUGAAUCCUUCCAUGAACUGGAGGACCUUGACCACCUGAUUACUAGCGAACUGUUGGAAAGUGGGCUGUUCGGUGCAGGGCAGGGUGGUGACGUGUUGCCGUGGUAAACAUCACGCUACUCUUGAGAUUGUUUGAUGUAAGCGCUAAGCAGCAAUAGCCUGCUUGGUUGCUGGCAAGUGGUAAUGGAAAGUUGCCCUAGAUUCUAGUUUAAUAUCUUCUUUCUCUCCUCUUUUUGGAGAUUUUGUGUUGCUCUUUCAGAGAGUUUCCGAUGAUCAUACACUGGGGUAACUUCAGAUGUGGUAGUGAGAUAGUGAGUUGGAUUUGCUUGGGAAUCUGGGAACGGUGCUACCAUAGCAGUAUCUGUGACAUGUUACUGAAUGAACCUGUCAUUAUCACCAAGUUCACAACAUUACUUGAGUCAUGUAUAUCAUAUUCAUGCUAUAGGAGUGCCAAUUGCGAUCUCCAAUUAUCUGCGA